GGUCGGGCCUUCACUUCCCGACCAGCGCCUGAGUGCAGCUCACGACUGCCAGCCUGUUACCGUUACACACGCUGUUGACUGUUGAGAGUUCAAGGUCAACACGGAUUCCAAGUUUUCUGAAGAGGGAACGAGAAGAUGUAGGAGGCGCUGGGAUCCUGCCCCGCUUGCCUGCUUUCCUGCUCUGCCCAGGAGGAAGUGGCAAGGAUCAGUUUCUUCAGAAACUGCCCAACUUGUUUUCCAGAGUGGCUGUGCCAUUUCACAUUCCCCAAAGCAAUGGACGAGUAACCCAGUUUCUCAAAGCCAGACCAGAAGUCCUUCAGACUGUGGUGGAGCCUGAAGCUGCUCCUCACCAUCCCGAGUGUCUUGUUGUCUCUGCUGUGUCUCCAUCGCAUGGUUGAUGUGCGUCUGCCAUGUCCUGCUGGACAUGAUCCCGGAGCUGGUGCCCAGAAAUCGCUUGACCUCGGCCAUGAUCACUUCCUCCUUUCAAACCUCUGUGGCAGUGUUUGCCCUAGUUACUCUGCAUGUCAGUGCCCUGGAUACAUUUAUAGCUGCAGUAUAUGAACACGCGGUCAUAUUGCCAAAUGAAACAGAAACGCCUGUUUCUCAGGAUUAUGCCUUACUCCUCAUGAACAAGAAUCUCGAUAUUCUAGAGAGAGCGAUUGAGCAGGCAGCUGAGCAGGAUGCUCAAAUCAUUGUGACUCCCGAAGAUGCACUUUAUGGAUGGAAAUUUACAAGGGAAACAAUUUUCCCUUAUCUGGAGGACAUCCCAGACCCUCAGGUGACCUGGAUUCCGUGUGAGGACCCCCACAGAUUUGGUCACACACCAAUACAAGCAAGACUCAGCUGCUUGGCCAAGAGCAACUCUAUCUACAUCUUGGCAAAUAUUGGGGACAAAAAGCCAUGUAAUUCCCGUGACCCCACAUGUCCUGCUAAUGGCUAGUAUCAAUACAAUACCAAUGUGGUGUAUAAUAAAGAGGGAAAACUGGUGGCACGGUACCAUAAGGUAUGCACGAUGCUGAAAUGCAGAACAACUAAUUGGACAACUUGUGGACAGCCAGUGGAAACAGCUGUGACAAGAUUCGAUAUCUUUUCCCUAAGUGGCACAUUUGGAACAGAGUAUGUUUUUCCUGAAGUGUUACUUACUAAAAUUCAACUGUCUCCUGGAAAAUUUGAGGUACUAAAAGAUGGCCGUUUGGUAAACAAGAAUGGAUUAUCCGAGCCUAUCCUAACAGUGACACUCUUUGGGAGAUGGUAUACUAAGGACUCACAUUCCAUCUCAGGAAGGACCAGGAACUUGGCAACAACUUACCUGCUAAUAGCCACUUUAUUCAUGAUCAUAGUUUUGCAAAAUGUUGUGAUGGUGUAGGACAUUUCUGUAUCACAUUCAUUUUGGCAGCAUAUAUUUUAUUUACCAAAUGUGUUUAUCCGGUUCCCAAGUUUACUAAGAAACUUUGAAGGGCUAUCUCAGCAGUACAGGACAAUGAUUUCUAAAUAUGUAUUUUUCUCAUCAAGAAUUAUUUUUAAGUAUUAUGGUCAUUUUGACUCCUUUUUGGCUACUCUGAAAUGUUGCUGUGUGGUACAGUGGCGAGAGCAUGGGUGUUUGACAAUCACAUCUUAGCUUUCGCUUUAUUUGCUGUGUGACCUUGUGUGUGCUCCUGUGUGACCUUGUGUGUGCUCCUGUGUGAGAGGGACAGAGUGAAGAGCUUCAGGGCCAUUGGAAACACAGCUGUGGCCUUUGAAGAGAGGAGUAAUGAUGGGAAUUGAGGGGGUUACGACUGAAUUCCAUUUGACAUUAAAGACAAUUUGAGUUCUUCUA
Molecule: messenger RNA, 1816 nt
Organism: Hipposideros armiger (great roundleaf bat)
Lineage: Eukaryota; Metazoa; Chordata; Mammalia; Chiroptera; Hipposideridae
Product: vascular non-inflammatory molecule 2-like
Exons: 8
Biological process (GO): pantothenate metabolic process
Molecular function (GO): pantetheine hydrolase activity
Source: RefSeq, a predicted model, not a curated record